Molecule: messenger RNA, 1701 nt
Organism: Trichoplax adhaerens
Lineage: Eukaryota; Metazoa; Placozoa; Uniplacotomia; Trichoplacea; Trichoplacidae
Exons: 4
Coding region: 1-1701 (566 amino acids)
Biological process (GO): regulation of transcription by RNA polymerase II
Molecular function (GO): transcription cis-regulatory region binding; DNA-binding transcription factor activity, RNA polymerase II-specific
Source: RefSeq, a predicted model, not a curated record
AUGUCACCACGGAAAAGACAACAAAGUAAAAAAUUGAAAGUUGCCAACGAUGGUAUUGCUAAAAAUUUCGAUCAACAAGGGCAACAGCAACAGCAUCAGCAUCAGCAUCAGCAGCAGCAUCAGCAGCAUCAGCAUCAGCAGCAACAGCAGCAGCAACAACAACAACAACAACAGCAGCAUCAGCAAAUGCAUGCAAAUUAUGAAUCACCGAAUGAUUUAACGAGUUUAGGUUGGCUUCACUCACUUAAUAUCCCUAAUAAUAACUCUAAUCCUACAUGUGAUCAGCAGCAGCAACAACAACAACAACUUCACCAAGCCAUGCAACACCAACAACCAUCUCCAGUAGAUAAUUGCCAAAUGAAUAAUCCAGAUUCCUACUUAGUAUCUCAUCCAGUAUCGAUAACAGCAGCAAUGCAACAAUCGAUCAUGACCAACGUUGCAGGCGUAUCGACUAGUUCCAUGCCCAUGCAACCAAUUAUUGUCCAUUCCGGUAUGAUCAAUAAUCGGCAUCACCAAAUUCAAAUGGAUCGAUGUAGUCCAGCAGCGGCGAUCGAUAACGUUGUCACUACUCCCAAGAAAAAUAUGAAUCCAAGUCCAUCCAAUAUUACUGACGAAAACAACCCUUUAGGGCCAAUCCAACAGCAAAUAUAUGUCAAUGACAACAAUUGCAACAAGAAUUGCAUCACUAAUGUACCAAUUAAAGAUGUCGAUUCAAUUGGACAUAACAAUGCCAAUAAAUCAAAUAUGGAACGUCCUUGGCCAAAACCAGUGUAUUCCUAUUCUUGCCUCAUUUCGAUGGCGUUGAAAAAUAGCAAUAGUGGAAAAUUACCUGUCAGCGAUAUUUACAAGUAUAUCCAAGAGAACUUUCCAUACUUUCUAACUGCACCUGAUGGAUGGAAGAACUCCGUAAGACAUAACUUAUCUCUAAAUAAAACAUUUAUGAAAAAAGAAAGGCCUGAAGGAACGUCACACAAAAAAGGCAGUCUAUGGGCCAUGUCACCCGAUCGCCUCGAAAUUAUCGAGAAAGAAAUAGAUAAAUUGCAAAAGAAGUACGCUGACGACAUCCGAGCAAGCAUGAAAUACCCAGAGUUAUUCGAUUGUUUGUGGCAAAAGAGUGGCUCGAAUAAAAGCAUAGGAGAAAACAAUGUUAAAAUAAGUAAAGACCACGAGAGCGAGCAUAAGAGAGGAAUGAACAAUAAUAAUAAUAAAAUUGGUGAAAUGAAAGAUAUUAAUUAUGCCAACAUACCUAGUUAUGAUAUAAUUUCAGAACACCAUAAUUAUAUCGGCGCAAGUCAUAAUGCAACCAUGCCAGGCUCAUUUAGUCACGAUAUUCAAGUCAGCAAUAACUAUAAUAUGUUCAAGACUGAAUGUAGACCUUUGACGCCUAGCUUAUAUGCCAUAGAUAGCCAGCAAAUGGUACCUGAAGUUGAAAUGGAUAUACAAGAUAACAUGACAGCCGAAGAGGCAGCGCGCGAGCUUUUCGGACAAGAUUUAUUCCUUAGCUCAGCUUCACCACACAACGAUUCCGAUACCAUUGCCACUGAUGAAAUUUAUAAUCAAAUUGCAGCCGAAGAAAGUAAAACUGAUUACCUUAAUAACAGCCUAAAUCGGUUAAAUUCGGAAUUGAUAGCCCAGCUUAAUAGUGACGACGACGAUCUAUGGAUGGGAACUAGUACAUUAGGAGAUUUACAAGCAAAAUAA